AAGAUACAAGAGAAGAAUAUACUCCCGAGUCCCCAAUUGCAGGGAAACAUUACCAAUCAAAAAGCAGAACAGUUUAGAGCGAGAAUCACAGUCCCCGUAGGUAGAGAGAGAGAGGCAAUGGGGCAUGGAAGCUCGAAAGAAGAGAAUGGCGCUGCAGAGUCACAGUCGAAAGGAUCACGUCGCGCUCGGCUGAAGCAGCGACUUCACCUUCAUCGACGACGUCGCAGUCGCUCAAAUUCCCCGUCUCAUGGCAAACUCCUGAAUGCUGAAAAUUUCGCCGGAAUCGCUUUGCUCACUCUCGUUCGAGCUGAAAUGAAGUUCAAGGACAAGUGGCUUGCCUGUGUAUCUUUUGGAGAACAGACCUUCCGUACGAAUAUCUCCGAUCAAACUGACAAGCCUGUUUGGAACUCUGAGAAGAAGCUUCUUUUGGAAAAAAAUGGGCCUCAUGUUGCAAGGAUAUCCAUUUAUGAGACGAAUAAAAUGUCCAGAAACAAUCUGAUAGGAUAUUGUGAAAUUGAUCUGCUUGAAUUUCUAACCAGGGAUUCAGAUUCCAACUCCAAUUCUGAGAUAUUGGACCUGUUAGAUCCAUCGACAUCAGACAAAAUUGUUGGAAAAAUUUCUGUUUCAUGCUCUGUUGAGGAUCCAAUUGAAACAGAAAAGAGUUUUGCAAGGCGCAUCUUAUCUAUAGUGGAUUAUAAUGAAGAUGGAAAGCUUUCCUUCUCUGAAUUUUCUGACUUAAUUAAUGCUUUUGGGAAUCAAGUGGCAGCCAACAAGAAAGAGGAGAUGUUUAAAGCUGCUGACAAGAACGGGGAUGGUGUUGUUAGCAUGGAUGAGUUGGCUGCCCUUCUUGCCAUUCAACAAGAAAAGGAACCACUAAUGAAUUGCUGUCCUGUUUGUGGUGAGACUCUUGAAGUUUCUGAUAAGCUGAACUACAUGAUACAUUUGACCCUAUGUUUCGAUGAAGGAACUGGAAAACAGGUCAUGACUGGAGGAUUUUUGACUGAUAAACAAGCUUCUUAUGGGUGGAUGUUUAAACUCAGUGAAUGGGCCCAUGUUUCAUCUUAUGACGUUGGUUUAAAUUCUGGAUCAAGUGCUAACCAUAUUGUGGUAUUUGAUCGGAGGACAAAGAGACUGGUGGAAGAACUAAUAGAUGAAAAGAUUGUGUUGUCAAUGAGAGCCAUUUACCAAUCAAAACUAGGGCUUGGCCUCCUGGAUACAGGGGCAAAGGAUAUCUUGCAGAGCCUCUCUGAAAAGCAGGGGAAGAAAAUGAACUCAGUGGAAUCUGCUAAAGAUAUACCAAAAUUUGUCGAGUUUUUUAAGGAUCAAAUCAAUUUGGCUGAAGUCAAGCACCCUUUGGAACAUUUUAAGACGUUUAAUGAAUUUUUUGUGAGAGAGUUAAAGCCUGGAGCAAGACCCAUUGCCUACAUGGAACGUGAUGAUGUUGCCAUAUCUGCUGCAGAUAGCCGUCUUAUGGCAUUCAAAUCUGUUGAUGAAAGUCUGAGAUUUUGGAUUAAGGGUCGAAAAUUUUCAAUUCAAGGGCUUUUGGGGAAAGAUCAAUGUUCCAAUGCUUUCAUCAAUGGAACAUUGGUAAUAUUUCGUUUGGCACCGCAGGAUUAUCAUCGUUUCCAUUUUCCUGUUUCUGGAACUGUUCAACAGUUUGUACAUAUACCUGGAUGUUUAUAUACGGUUAACCCCAUAGCUGUGAAUAGCAAGUAUUGUAAUGUUUUCACUGAGAAUAAGCGAGUAGUAUCAAUGCUAUCAACUGCUGAAUUUGGAAAGGUGGCUUUUGUUGCCAUUGGUGCAACUAUGGUUGGCAGCAUUACCUUUUCAAAGAAGGAGGGUGACCAUGUUAAGAAAGGAGAAGAGUUUGGCUAUUUCUCAUUUGGUGGAAGCACUGUAAUCUGCGUCUUUGAAAAGGAUGCUAUUGAGAUAGAUGAGGACCUCCUAGCAAAUAGUGCCAGAUCACUAGAGACCUUGGUUACUGUUGGGAUGAAGUUAGGUGUCUCCAAGAAACUAGCCAAUAUUGGGUUGCCAAACAUAGAAAAAUGUGUGUUGCAAGAUUGAGAGAGCUCAUUCUUGUGUUCUAUAUAUACACAAUAUAGUCUUUAUGUGUUAAAGAUGUCCUUAUUUUUAGCAUAGGGCUUGCCAAAACCUAUAUAUAUUCAUGUUAAACUAGGUUUUUCAGCGUAAUCGACAAAUAUUGUAUUAUUAUAAGGAUGAUCUAAUGGAACUAGUUUGAAAUCA
Molecule: messenger RNA, 2244 nt
Organism: Prunus mume (Japanese apricot)
Lineage: Eukaryota; Viridiplantae; Streptophyta; Magnoliopsida; Rosales; Rosaceae
Product: phosphatidylserine decarboxylase proenzyme 3-like
Biological process (GO): phospholipid biosynthetic process
Molecular function (GO): phosphatidylserine decarboxylase activity; calcium ion binding
Source: RefSeq, a predicted model, not a curated record